This is a messenger RNA of Lottia gigantea (owl limpet), 2187 nucleotides long. RefSeq lists its product as hypothetical. NCBI's taxonomy places the organism in Eukaryota, Metazoa, Mollusca, Gastropoda, Lottiidae. Bases 34 to 2187 code for a protein of 717 amino acids. The record is from RefSeq and is a predicted model, not a curated record. Gene Ontology annotation, molecular function: protein binding. The transcript is spliced from 23 exons.
GCUAAAGUAAUUUUUGAGAAAAAAUUAGUUCCUAUGGCGACAGGCAACAGCAAUAUUGACAAGAAGCUGGCCUUAGCUACAGUUUAUCUAAACUCUGGAGCCUUUGAAAAAGCAAUAACUAUAUACACUGAAAUUUUAAAUAAAAAGCCAAAGAUAGUUGCUGCAUAUUAUGGAAGAGGAGUGGCCUUCACUAGAAAGGGUUUAUAUGUGACAGAAAAUGCUAUUCAAGCUUUAGCAGACUUUACUCAAGCUAUACAGAAAGAUAAGAGAAAACCUGACAGUUAUGAAAGAAGAGCUGAGGUUUAUAUAAGCUUAGGUCAAUAUCAAGAAGCCUUUAAUGAUCUAACUACAGCCUUACAGAAAAGACCAACAGAGAAAAUAUAUUUUAUGAGAGGGGUCAUCAGUUUAUUAUUAGAGGAUUUUGGUAGUGCUGAAGAAGAUUUCCGCCGUAAUUUAGAAUCUGAAGGAGAUAUCCACAUCAUGUCAUAUUUUCAUCUUGGUCUAGCAUUAUAUUAUAGAGGAAAAGUCAGGAAUGCUAUAGAAGUUUUUAAAGAAGUAUUGAAAUUGAAACCUGAUCAUAUUGAUGCCUGUACAAGUUUAGCUCAAGCUUUCAGGGAGUUAGGAAAUUUAAAAGCGGCUAAUACAAGAUUUAAUCAAUCUUUAAUGAUGAAUCCAGAACAUAUAUUAAGUAUACAGUUACAUGGUUCUAUGUUAUAUAAUAGUGGUCAGCCUGUCCAAGCUCUUCAUGAUUUUCAGAAAUGUAUUAAAUUGGACACCAAUAACAUACAUUGUCAGUAUAUGGAAGCCUUAUCAUAUAUGACACUAGGAAAGUUUUAUGAAGGAGUAAAGGCAUCAGCAAAAGUUAUUGUUAAAAAUAUAACACCUAUUAAAAUGACUUCAGAAUUUUUAAAGGCACAGUAUCUUAAAGAAUAUGGUCGUUAUCUACACUCUAAAUUAGAGACACAGCUAAAACAUUUUAAACCAGAAUCUGAUUUAGAUCCUGAAUUUAAAGAAAACUGGAUAAAAAAUUUACCCUUUAAAUUUAAAAAAAGUUACAAAGAACAACCUGGAUUACAACCAGAAAUAAGUGAUAUAAAAGAACAUAAUAUAAGUGACUAUACAGCUGAUGUCAGAAAUCUCAUUUGUAAAGCUGUUAAAGUUGGUUCUUAUACACAAGUUAAUACGGAUGGUUUUACACCAAAUAACAGACUCAAUUUAGCUAUGGGUUUAGCAUCUUUACAUAUAGCUCAAUAUUUAGAGAAAAAAUGGAAAUCAUUAAAAAAUGGUAAAGAAAGACUGGAUUGGCAAGAUUUGUUCAAUAUAGCAGUACAAUAUAGACGCCUAGUUGAUCCAGAACAACCAGUAUUUUGGGUUGAUACAAUGCCUGAAUUUCGUACUACAGAUGGAGUAAGAUCAGAUAUUAAUUUUGUAAGGGGUUCAGUUUUAAAUUUACGUGUAAUGCAGUAUUAUGAUUUGGUGUUUAAACUGGCUAAAACAAUGUUAGAACAUUAUACAGGAGAUGAAGCUAUAGUAUAUUCUGGCCUACAUGAAGAUGUUUCCAGUGCUAAAACUUGUGAUGAUUUAUUAAUGAUAGCUAGAAAAAGACAAAUAAAUCCACAUGGUUUUCUGGUAUCAACACAAGUACCAAGUACUUCUAAAUCUAAAGAAGAUAAAAGAUUAGAUGGCUCUAUUUUAGUUCUGUCAAAAGAUAUGAAUGAUCGAGUAAUAUUUGCCCUAAAUACUGCGAACAAUGUAGGUAGAAUGGAAGAUUAUUCUUUAGAGUUGGAUUUUAUUUUUAAUCAACUUCAAGAAGAAAUGAAAAGGACAGGUUCUAAUAAAAUAACAGAUGUAGAUUCUAUUUUAAAUAUGGUGUUAUCAUUAAUGUAUUAUUUCUAUAACUUGGUACCAUUAACAAGAGGUUCCAGUGUAGUAGCUUAUACAGUUGGGUUAGGUAUAAUGAUGUCUGUAGGAAGACAAGUUACUGGUAAAAUUCCUAGUGGAAAGUUAUUAGAUUUAGAAGCUAUGUUAGCAGGAGCACCAGAUGCCUUUAUACUUGUAACUAAACAAUGGAUGAAUAUAAAAAAAAAUAGUACAUCAACUUUAAGUUACCCUAGAGUGAGUGAAGUAUUUCCUACAGUUCGAAGUAUUUUAGAAGUUUUGACUGUACAUACUACAGCUUGUUCCUAA